AUGAAAUAUGAGCGCGAUACCCAGAUUGAGAGGAAGCCGCGGGUCGGGAUGAUUGUGUCGGUGUGGAACUGGCUGGCGGGUAAAGAAGAGCAGUGCGAGUCCCAUGUGAAGAGGGAAGUUCACGAUGAGGCUGGGCGGAAGUACGUGAGCAAGGGCACCACGAUCUCUGCAGUGAAGGUGAAGAAAGCCGAGCAUUGCGCUGUGGUUGCUGAGGGUCAUACAGGCGGUGAGGAUGGGGAGCGCGUGUGGGCCAAUGUUGCUGUUCCUGUUGCGUGUGCGUGCAUGACUUCAACCACCCCUGAAGCCAUUGCGGGUCGUACCGACGGUGAGGGCGCUGAGCGCAUGUGCCCUCUGUCUUCGGGUCCUGGGGAUCCUGCUGAACUGGCCCAGCCUAUUACCGGUCGUCGAUGGUAUGCGGUCACGUGGGGCCUCGACGUCGGCAUCUUCGAGGGAUGGACUUAUGUUCAGCCCCUGGUUAUCAGUGUGUCAGGCUCCGCGUAUGAGUGCGACAAGUCGUACGACGAUGCGCUCCACAAGUACCAUAUCGGCGUGACUGAGGGUACCAUCUUGAAGUUGACGGCUGGGCCUCCCAUCGGGUGGGCUUAG
Messenger RNA from Sparassis crispa, 606 nucleotides. RefSeq lists its product as hypothetical. The record is from RefSeq and is a predicted model, not a curated record. Lineage: Eukaryota; Fungi; Basidiomycota; Agaricomycetes; Polyporales; Sparassidaceae. Bases 1 to 606 code for a protein of 201 amino acids. The transcript has 5 exons.